AUGAAGGAUGGAGGAGAGCAGCAGCCCAAGACGGAGGCGCUGGACGAGCUGAAGGAGAAGCUGAAGGAGCAGGAGAGCGAGCUGUCCAAGCUGCGCCAGCUCAACGAGCUGCUACUCGAGCGGAUGAACAAGAAGGACAAGAAGGCGGUCAAGGCCGUCACCAGCGGCGAGGGCGGGGCCGAGGGCGAGCAGAAGUACGAGAACUUCGAGGUCAAGAAGGUGCCGGUGCGACACGCCCACACCAACGAGAUCAUCGACUACGACCACGUCGUCACCUUCACCAACUCAGAGGCCAUCACCUACCUCCGUGGCUUCGUGCACGUCGACACGCUGCACUCGGACCCUCCGACGGCCAAGGCCGACGAACUGUUCCAGGCCAGGACGGAGCUGAAGCAGUUCCAUGGCAUCGAGAGCAUUGCGGAGGUGGUCACCUUCCUGGACACCCUCUACGGCGACAUGAUCAAGCGCUACGACAACAUGCUUGCCGAGGGGGUGAUCAGCUACAGGGCACUGUGGUACAUCUUCACCAAGGGCAAGAAGAUCAUGGGCAAGACGGACACCAACUACUCGGUGGGCGCCGAGGUGGCCAGCGCGCACUAUCGCGGCGGCAUCUUCCCCAGCUUCGAGGUCCAGGGCUCCGUCAUCAAGGCCAACGGCAAGGAGUUCUAUACGACGUCGCAGUCCUUCAAGGUGCUGCCCUACGUCGGCACGAGGAAGUUGAGCGAGCUGCCCGUGCGCCUGCUCGACGACGAGACUGAGGCGCUCCUCACCGAGCGUGGCAAGAAGUUCGCUCGGCUGGCCGUGGGGGUGCACUACCAGACCUAUCGGGGCUACCUGGCCCAGAAGGAGGGCUGGUGGGGCUACCAGCUCUACAAGGCCGACGGCCGCUGCAUGCUCGACGGGGUGAGCUUCAACCGGCUCAACCCCAACUCGCGGUCGUCGGACCUCACGGGCGACCUGAGCCAGGACCAGUACAACCAGCAGACUAACAGCUUCGAGGCCAUCCCCGACGAAAAGAUGUUCAUGGCGUGGCCGACGAUCUUGGGCUUCUCGUUCAGUGCCAAGAAGUGGGGCGAGUUCGCUGUCGACACCCUCGCCGAAGUCAAGUUUGACGAUCAGGCCUUCCACAAGCUGGUGUUGCCCGAGGAGAAGAAGGUGCUGAUCCGCUCGCUCGUGGAGAACAGCGCCGACUUUUCCGACAUCAUCAGCGGCAAGGGCGGCGGCUGCAUCUUCCUGCUCCACGGCAGCCCCGGCGUGGGCAAGACCCUCACGGCCGAGUCCGUGGCCGAGCUGCUCCACCGGCCGCUCUACUCGGUGAGCGUGGGCGAGCUCGGCACCGACACCAACGAGCUCGAGAAGAAGCUCACCGAGAUUCUCGAGGUCUCCAGCUCCUGGAACGCCGUCAUCCUCCUCGACGAAGCCGAUGUCUUUCUGGAGAAGCGAACGGAGAAUGAUGUGAAGAGGAAUGCGAUGGUGGGCAUUUUCCUGCGUCUGCUGGAGUACCACCAGGGCGUGCUGUUCCUGACCACCAACCGGGUCAAGUGCUUCGACAAGGCCUUCCACUCGCGCAUCAGCAUCGCCAUCAAGUACGAGGACCUGCAGGUCGACUCGCGGACCCAGAUCUGGGCGACGCUGCUCAAGGUGGCCAACAUCAGUGACAUCAAGCCCGAGGAGCUGUGCAACUACGACCUGAACGGCCGGCAGAUCAGGACCAUCAUUCGGCUGGCCCUGGCCCUGGCGAAGACGGAGGGCGUGGCGGUCAACAAGAGCCACCUGGAGCGCACCAUCAAGGUCGCCCUCCAGUUCGCUGCUGACCUGGAGAACGCCUUUGAGUAG
This is a messenger RNA of Acanthamoeba castellanii str. Neff, 1836 nucleotides long. RefSeq names its product ATPase, AAA domain containing protein. Gene Ontology annotation, molecular function: ATP hydrolysis activity; ATP binding. NCBI's taxonomy places the organism in Eukaryota, Discosea, Longamoebia, Acanthamoebidae. The record is from RefSeq and is a predicted model, not a curated record. The transcript is spliced from 10 exons. Bases 1 to 1836 code for a protein of 611 amino acids.